AUGAGAUUGUUGGAUUUGGUGUACAAUCGUCCUGCCGGCAUUCUGGAAAAAAGUGGGCGAAUAGAGUUGGGAACUGUCACGUCCCACAUGCUAGACUCACUGAGCUUUUGCUCCACAAAAUUUGCCCAGACUGGUGCCAUUCAUAUUUACGCCAUCGACCAACUCAAGGGCGCUGUCGGUCUAACAUUCGUCAGCAAUCAAUCAUACAUCCAGGGAGCAAAGAAGCUAGAGAGAGGAUUCCAGAUCAGCUAUUCGAUUGAAAGAUGUGGUGGCGACAUCGAAAUGACCGAGGAUUCUGGCUAUAUGACUACACUCUCAUCACCUGCCUUCCCUCUUGACUAUGCUCACGACCUUGAUUGUCUAUGGAAUGUCACUGCACCUGAGGGACGAGUGCUUGCCAUCAAGUUCGAGUUUAUGGAUCUCGAAAUGUCAGGCGAUUGUGUCAUGGAUUACCUUGAGUUGGUCGAUGGCGUAAAUAUGAAUGGCACCAGUCUGGGCAAAUUUUGUGGAGCAAAAGCUCAAAUGCCGGCAGGACGAUUGUACACCAAAUCCAACAAUCUCAUGGCGAAUUUCGUCACCGAUAGAACAAUGAACAGUGGUGGUUUCAAACUGAUCGUCACAGCUACUUUAGGUGAGAAGUCUGGAUGCGGUGGCACAUUGAAGGCAACUGGCGACUGGCAAACGCUUAAACCACCUCUGGAUAAAAAUGGUCAAUAUAUCCAUAACCUCCACUGCGGUUGGAACAUCAUUGGACCCGAUCGGACUAUGUUAGAGCUACAGAUCACAAAACUGGACACCGAAGACCUCGAAUCACCUCCAGGGAUCGUCUCAGCCAGCGGUACACGCUGUGUGGACGCACUUACGAUAUACGACGGAUACAAAUCAUUCUCUCCCGUACUGGCACACGACAUAUGUGAAGACACAGUUCGAUCACCCUUGCCAUUGGUCUACCACACUUCACACAAAGUAGCUCAUGUGUACUUUGAAAGCGACAUGAAUGGAUCUGGAAGCGGCUUCGAGCUCAAGUACCGAUCGAUAAAACCUGAUUGCGGUGACUGGCUGGUGGCGACAAGCGAAUCGCAGACUUUUACCUAUCAGAGCAAGGGAAACAAAGAUAAACAUAACGGUCAAACUAAUCAACGAUGCCAAUGGGUUAUCCAGUCCAAGUCGCAAACACCGAUUUGGUUACAGUUCAGCAGCCUCAAGUUCCCUUCAGUAGAUGGCGAUUGUUCCGACGCGUUCAUCGAAAUCCGCGACGUUGGUCUGAUCUCCAGAUGCCAACAUCCAGCUUGUGCUAAGGAAACCACCGAUAGAAAGGUGAGGUUUUCGUGA
Molecule: messenger RNA, 1332 nt
Organism: Cooperia oncophora
Lineage: Eukaryota; Metazoa; Nematoda; Chromadorea; Rhabditida; Trichostrongylidae
Source: the annotation of a GenBank genome assembly